Rhagoletis pomonella (apple maggot) is the source of this 1312-nucleotide messenger RNA. RefSeq lists its product as uncharacterized. Lineage: Eukaryota; Metazoa; Arthropoda; Insecta; Diptera; Tephritidae. The coding region runs from base 490 to 1212 and encodes 240 amino acids. The record is from RefSeq and is a predicted model, not a curated record. The transcript is spliced from 4 exons.
AUUCCACACUGUAAAUUGAUAGUGUGAACUGCAUAUAAUAUCGUACAAGCGUAUAAAAAGUGUAUGGGCACCUCAAAUAUUGAAGCGAUACAUUGUGGACAGGUGUUAUCGAUUUUGCUUGUUUGCUCCCAUUCGUGAUACGUUAAUAUCGUAAGACGGUCCUGCCACCCCAAAAAAAUUCGCUCGCUAACGUUGAGGUGGUUGCUACGUCAAAGGUUCACGCAAAAUGAUUGUUCUGAUUCGAAUAAUAGUUUGUUUCAUUUUUACAACGUGUUUUCGCGGUAUCAAACAAGAACGGUGGUAAUAAUCGAUAAACGUGAUACGGAGUAUCAUAAUAUUCCUGAUGUCGAUUACCGUGUUUUUGCGCAUCGCAAUCAUUUUUUAAACUGGUAUUCCAAUCAAAAAUCAUCUAACACAAUGUUCGACGGAUUGAGUAAAAAUCCCCAAUGACGCAAGCUUAACGUAAGCAUUUGGUCUCGAAUACAACAGAUGGCGCCAUUGCUAAUUCAUGAAUGGCAAUAUCCUGAAUGGCUGAAAUGUCAUUCAAGAAAUAACCUAUCACGAGGAGAAACGUUUAGGUUUCAGACGCUUGCCUGCAUCAAUUUGCAACCCUUUGCCUUGAGCACACAGCACGGAUUAAUGCCCUGUAAAUGGAUAAAGAGAAGAUGCCCGAAGUGUAAGUGGUUCUGUAUGUAUAUUCUGCGGUUUCCGUGGUUUCAACAUGAAUUUUGGUUGUGCACUUCGGGCGGUAUGUGGCAGACGAAUUCAACAAAUAACAGCGGGUCUGUUGCUGGAAGCAAUUUGCAGAACGAUUCCAAGGUGAUCGUAGCAUCAACGUCCAACCCUAAUUCUUCAGCAACCGCAGCAGUCACUGGUGCAACCGUUGUGACUUCACCAUCUAGCACUCCCACCCAAGCCACCUACUAUCUUAUAUACCACAAUGGAUUUCAACUAAGUAUUCCACCGAAUACAGUGCCACCACCAUUUACACCUGCGCAUUUUACCAGUACGACCAACUCUGGCACAUCCCCUUCGUCGGGACAAGUUACGCAGUCUGCAGUUGGCGGAGCUUAUAGUUUGCUUGCGAACACAUCAAUAACUGCUGUGUUGUUCUUGUACCUACAGCGGCAGGAAAUGCUUAAACAGCAACAACAACGAAGAAGGCGGCAACGAAUAAGUGAUGGGGUGAGUGCGUUUGAGGUAUCUGAAUAAAAUUAAGGACAGGAUUGCAGUGGAGCGCUGAAGAGAGCGACGAGCAAAACGUACUUUCAACUAAAAUGCUAAUAUACAUACCUAAGCACACAUGCAUGUA